AUUUGACUUCAAAAUUUAAUUGCUGUUUUGAGAUCAUCUCACCAUCAGAAGAUUUUGUGUGUUAAAUUUCAGAAAUUACAGCAAAGUAUUUGCAGUUGCCUAUUUACCACAGUCAAUAAACAGAAUUGAUUGAAACCAAAAUUCUAAAAUCACUUAAAUUAGGUUUAACUUCACAGUAUCCAAACUGCCUCCAAAUGGACAGGGACAAUUCCUCCUCCCAGGCACUGGUUUAUCGUCAGAAUAAUCAUGUACAGGUUCUGCACUCAUUUGAUGACAACUCCUGACUCCAACUGAUUGAGGUUCCUGUUGUGUCUUAGUGCACUGUUUCGAUUGCUGGGGCUAAGAUGGACCUUGUUCUCAGUGCCGCAGAUUAUUAUUUUUUUACACCAUACGUAUAUCCAGCCAGAUGGCCAGAGGAUGACAUCUUCCGACAAACUAUUAGUCUCCUGAUUGUGACAAAUCUUGGCGCUUAUAUCCUUUAUUUCUUCUGUGCCACAUUGAGCUAUUAUUUUGUAUAUGAUCAUUCAUUAAUGAAGCAUCCACAGUUUUUAAAGAAUCAAGUGUAUCGAGAGAUUAAGUUCACUGUACAGUCAUUACCCUGGAUAAGUAUCCCCACUGUUGCAUUGUUCCUGCUAGAGUUGAGAGGUUACAGCAAAUUAUAUGACAACAUAGGAGAGUUUCCAAGUGGUUGGUUUCACCUCAUUGUCAGUGUCAUCUCCUUCCUCUUUUUCACCGAUAUGCUGAUCUACUGGAUUCACAGAGGCCUUCAUCAUAGACUUGUAUACAAGCGUAUCCAUAAACCUCAUCACAUUUGGAAGAUCCCCACUCCAUUUGCAAGUCAUGCUUUUCACCCAGUGGAUGGCUUCCUUCAGAGUCUACCUUACCAUAUAUACCCUUUUAUCUUUCCGUUACACAAAGUGGUUUACUUAGGUUUGUAUAUCUUGGUUAAUAUCUGGACCAUUUCCAUUCAUGAUGGUGAUUUUCGUGUCCCCCAGAUUUUAAAGCCAUUUAUUAAUGGCUCAGCACAUCAUACAGACCACCACAUGUUCUUUGACUAUAACUAUGGACAGUACUUCACACUUUGGGAUAGAAUUGGAGGUUCAUUCAAAAACCCUUCCUCCUUUGAGGGGAAAGGACCACUUAGUUAUGUGAAGAAGAUGGCAGAAGAAAAAUGCAACAGCCCUACAGAAAAUGGUUGUAAAAAUGAAAAAUUAUGCAAUGGAGAAUUUACAAAGACUAAGUAAUUAUUGCCCAAUUAUUCUUAAAUAUUUUUAAUAAGGAAAAAUAAUCUACACACAGCCAAGAUACACAGCAAGUAAUUGGUAUCAUUUGAAAAUCAGCAUUGUGUGUUCAGCUAAGGAAUGGUGACAAAGGUAGGUCAAGGAAAGAUGGUGUGACCAUCAAGAUUAGAGUCUCAUGCUUAAAAUGCCAGAUGCUGGCCCAGGGGACAAUUUUUGUCUUUGCAGCCAGCAGAUCUGUAGUUUGAUUAGCCUCAAGAACAAUUCUAAAUAAGAUAGAAAAUAUACUACUAAGGRGAACAGGCUAUAUCCUUUUGCCUUAAUCCACCUGUAUUCAUUAAGAAAAAUUCAUUGUGCUUAAUAAUACAAGACUAAGCACCAUAACCAAAAAAUACUAAUAUAAAGAUGGUUCCUUGUUCCAGGAAUGGUUAAGUCUUCAGUGUUGGUAUGAUAAUGAAUAUUCAUAGGACUUCGUUCAAGUGGAAAUGUCAGUGUGAAAAAGAAAAUUUGAUAUAUUAGAUAGCUAUGUCAGUAAUUUAAUGACAGAUAUAAUAAAAUGAUUAUCUUCCUAUACAUAGGAGCCUCAUUUUCUGGGACACUGUCAAAUAGUCCAUUAUACUGAUGAAUAAAUAAAUGGAAAUUUUUUAAAAAAUCAAUUCUACCAUGAUUUAAUCCAGAUAUGGGAUUAUUUAGCUAGAGAUAUUGAUGCUUCUCAUUUAAAAACAUUAUUUAAUAAGUAUAAAAAAUGGAAUCUGAAUAUAGUUAGAGAAAUUUGAUGCCAAAGUAAUAUAUUUGGCACUACUGAUUUUUUAAAAUAAAAUUUAUGCACUGCACUUUUGAUAUGUUUCAAAGUUACAAAUCCAUCAUUGUUUAUAAAAGGAAGUAAUUGCCAAAUAUUUAGGUCUUCUUCUGAAGAUUUGUUUUGAAAUCUGAUUCUCCUACUUCUCUACUUUUCCCAUUGCCUCUGCAAAAAGGCUUAACAAAUACUUUCAUAAAGAAAUGUGUGUAUUGUAACAUAAAUAUAUUGGAAAAACAUGUUUUGUAAAGGCAUUCUACUAGCUGUUUAUCAAUCAAUAAAAGUUGAUCAUCCUGUUAUUAAACUGUAUCAGUUAAAUAUUGUAAUAGCACAAAAUAUGCUCUAUGCAAAAUCUGUGUCAAUUUGAAACCACAUAGUUGAUGUGGAUUGUUAAAACUAUUUUAGAACAUUCUAGAUGUUCAGUGUCAAUGAGAGAUAUUUCACAUCUUUAUUAGAUUUGAGUGUUUUAGCAAGAGACCAGUCAUAAAAUUUAAUGCCUGGGAUCCAGAAGAAAAUGUCUUUUAUUGUUACAUUGGUAAAAUGCCGUGUUACUUCACUGUACCAAUUAGCAUUUUAUAACAGAGAAUCACCUGAGUGCUUCUCACUAAUUCCCAACCCCACCACAGUGCUGCA
Urocitellus parryii (Arctic ground squirrel) is the source of this 2667-nucleotide messenger RNA. It is a transcript of the gene Sc5d, whose product is annotated as sterol-C5-desaturase. Gene Ontology annotation, molecular function: iron ion binding; oxidoreductase activity. Gene Ontology annotation, biological process: lipid biosynthetic process. The record is from RefSeq and is a predicted model, not a curated record. Lineage: Eukaryota; Metazoa; Chordata; Mammalia; Rodentia; Sciuridae.